AUGCGCAGCUUCUCGGUGCCGUGCACGAGAGUCGGAGAUUCAGCCCUGCACGGAACUAUCUUGGUCGGACCCUCGCUGUUCUCAGCCACGGCCCUGUCCUCCCGAGGCUCAUCGGAUCUCGGUUUGGAUGCCAGCACGGACCCGGUGAUUCACACGUCACCACCGGAGCACGAGUCUUUGGUUUUGCGCAGGCCUCCCGAUACUUUGGAGGAAGGGGAGAUGACGGAGGACGAGCCGAAAGUUUAUUUGGAAGCCAGCGACCUUUGGACACAGUUCCACAAAUGCGGCACUGAAAUGGUCAUUACGAAAUCCGGGAGACGCAUGUUCCCGCCGCUCAGGACCAGGUGCGCCGGCAUGGACAGAAAAGCCAAGUAUGUCUUUCUGAUGGACAUUGUGGCGGCCGACGACUGCAGAUAUAAGUUCCACAACUCCCGCUGGAUGGUGGCCGGGAAGGCGGACCCGGAGAUGCCCAAACGCAUGUACAUCCACCCGGACAGCCCGGCCACGGGCGAGCAGUGGAUGUCCAAAGUGGUCAACUUCCACAAGCUGAAACUGACCAACAACAUGUCCGAUAAGCACGGAUUCACAAUUCUCAACUCGAUGCACAAGUAUCAGCCACGAUUCCACAUCGUGAAGACAAACGACAUCCUGAAACUGCCUUACAGCACCUUCAGGACUUACGUCUUCUGCGAGACCGAGUUCAUCGCAGUGACGGCUUACCAAAACGACAAGAUAACGCAGCUGAAAAUAGACAACAAUCCUUUCGCGAAGGGAUUCCGAGACACGGGAAACGGGAGGAGAGAGAAGAGGAAACUACAACAUCCAUCACAAAAAUCUAAAGAGAUGCGGACGACUGAUGUGAAAUAUGAACCUGUGAAGGAAUCAUCUCCACGGCAUUCAGACGAUUCUAAAUCUCCAGAUGCUCAUGAAAGUGACAGUGACAGAGCUGACGAUGUUGAGGACGGUCCUGGACAAGCGGUGAUCGGGACGCAGACUAAGCCUAAGGUCUCCACAGCGGAGACUCCGGUCGAGGGGCAGAAAGAAACGGACCCCAGUCGAAGCCACGUCAUCAGCAUAUUAACUGGCGGAGGCGGUUGCUACGGGCGACGAGACUCGGAGAGGGAACAAGUGGGCAAACUACGCUGCGGUGUCGCACACAGCCUCGUUUAUCCACCGGAAGUGAACCGACAUCUGCAGGAUCCGAGUGUCCCCGACGGUCUUCUCGGCUCAACCCAGGUGAACGGCUGGAACGGCGGCGCCGCCGUGGACGGAGCAGCGCCGUGCGGACUGAGACUGGCAGCACCCGCCAGGACUCCGGGAGCUCCAGGGUUCCCCAUCGGCAUCCGACAGCACGCGCCGCUACAGGACCUGGUGAGCCUCUCCCACUUUGGAGGCUUUCUGUUUUAUCCCUACUCCAGCUUCUCCGCAGCAUCAGCCCAGUAUUUUAUCCCACCAGCGCCGUCCAGAGUGGAUUUCAGAGCAUAUCCAGGCGUCCACAGCCGGGACUACUUCCCCUCUCCCAUGAUGUUGUCCUCUGUUCCUGUUGUGGGCGUUGGGAGAUCGAAAUAUUUCGGCCCCGAGUUGCUACAGAAAACAGACCAGAAGGACUCAGUGGACGAAGCUGAACUUGAUUGA
Anarrhichthys ocellatus (wolf-eel) is the source of this 1635-nucleotide messenger RNA. RefSeq names its product T-box transcription factor TBX3-like. Bases 1 to 1635 code for a protein of 544 amino acids. The transcript is spliced from 7 exons. The record is from RefSeq and is a predicted model, not a curated record. NCBI's taxonomy places the organism in Eukaryota, Metazoa, Chordata, Actinopteri, Perciformes, Anarhichadidae. Gene Ontology annotation, molecular function: RNA polymerase II cis-regulatory region sequence-specific DNA binding; DNA-binding transcription factor activity, RNA polymerase II-specific. Gene Ontology annotation, biological process: regulation of transcription by RNA polymerase II; positive regulation of DNA-templated transcription; cell fate specification. Gene Ontology annotation, cellular component: chromatin; nucleus.